AUGCUCUCGGACACGGCUAGCGUUGCUGCGCACAGGCCUCGACCGCCUGGGCCGAGACGGUCAAGCGCCAACCCGUCUCGACGAAGGCCAGCCGAAGGGACCCCCGCUGGCGAUGUCGCUGAGAGACCAGGAGAGGAGCUGAUGCCGCCACCGGACAUCAUCAACGGCAGCCGACACAGCAGCUCGGCCUCGGCAGCGUCGCCGCCAUCAUCUUCGUCGUCGGCGGCGGCGUCAUGCGCCAUCAAGUAUGAGCAGGACCUCGGUCUCGAUCUUCCCCAGCACCUCACUGCCGCUCUGGAGAGGUCACGUCGCGCGCCAGAGGGCCAUGGAAGUGCCAACAGAAGUCGGACCUUGAGCCCCGGCGCAGAGAGGCUCGAGUCGCUCUUUGUCGACUCUGCUUCUUCUGCUCCCUUGUCAGCGCACGGCGUUGGAAAGGACAGGCGCCGCUCGACGCCCAAUACGGAAGACGAGCACGAGCGGGUGAAGGCAGCAUUGCCAUCGUACGAAGACCAGAGCAACCUGGAGCGGCCGCCAUCAUUGGACUACUCGGAAGACGGGUCAGAGAAAUCUCUCGAUCGCGAUUGGGUCGGCGGCUUGCCCCGAGAAGAGCUCGAGGCGCUGCUCGUCGAAGCCAACAAGGUCAUCAAGGCCCGCGAGCGCGACUUGGGCAUCGCCGCCGCCAUUGGCAAGGCCCUGUUGGAGAAGAACAUGAGCCUGCGCAGCAAGCACGAGGGUAUCCUCACGCGCCUCUCGACCUCGGCCAGCCUGAGCAACAUGCUGCCCGCCGGCGAGGGUCCUGCCAACUCGCCGCCCACGUCGGACAUUCACAUUGCCGAUGACCCGAGUCACGGUCAUUUUGACGACGAGACACCUCGCCCGACGCCUCGGCUCGACGGUGACUAUUUUGCUCACAGUGUAGCGCAGCCGUCCGAUCCCUUUGUCAGCCCAACAGCACCUCGGCAACAGCAAUCACGGCUUCAUCACUCGCCUUCCUCCAGCGUUAGCUCCUCGCGAACGCCCAUGAACAACCUCUUUCAACAGCAGUCUCAGUCUCCCUCGGCUGCCUCUGCGCUGCCCGGCUACUGGCACUCAGACGACGGACCGUCAAAAUGGCCCUCAAAUAGGAGCGAGUACUUUGUGCCGUCAGGCCCACCUUCGCCCUCGGUCUCUCGUGCUGGCGUGUCGAGGGAGCAGAGCUACGACAACCUGGCCCGGGUCCAGGCGCAAGCCAACGAAGAGGCACAGCGGCAGCUCGAGACGCUGAGCAAGCAGAACGAUGCCUUGCUCGACCAGCUCGCCCAGCUCCAAACGGAGGCCGAGGAUGCCAAGAAGCAAGGUGGGCGCAGGCUCAAGAAACUCACGCGAGAAAUCGAAGGCCUCAAGGGCGAGCUCGAGGCGGCCACCGAACGCAAUGUUGAGCUGGAGCUGGAGCAUGCCGGACAGGAAGACGGUCCCAGGAUCACACCGCCCAAGGAGAAAAAGGCAUGGACUCGCAAAGGCUCCAUGGCCAUCUGGCCCUCGUCUGACGACGGCACGCCGUCCUCCCGUGGUGGUCGCAGUACGACGGCAGACCGCGAUCAAGACGGACACUCGGUGCACUCGCUCGAGGAUAGCAAGGGAGCGGACGCGCGCUCGAUUCGAAGCCAAUCGUCAAUGACAAGUACCCUCGAGGCUGCUGCAUCCCUCGCCGCAAGACCCCACAGCGAGGGCGAAAGGGCUCUGGUUGCUCAGCUCCUGUCCAAGAUCCAAGAACUCGAAGAGACAAACGCAUCGCUGACCAUUGCCGGCACUGAGAUGGACGGUCGCAUCGGCAGGGCCAUCGAGGAGGGCGAGAGGAUCCGAGACGCCUACGAGGCCGUUGAGACUGCAAAUGGAGCCGAUCAAUCGUUCCGCCCUGCAUCGAUCAGCCGCAGCUUUAGCUCUGGACUCGGCGGCGGCAGCCCCUUGCAAAUGAGCCCCAUGUCGUCGACGGCCAGCGCUAGUCCAGCCACGGCCGCGAGGAGGGCAAAAAGGAGAGCACCGGGCAAUCGCUACAUCAUUGAGGGCCGUCGAACAAUCCGCGAUGCGCUCCGUCAGAAUAUCGACGAAGAAGAGUCGGACCCGCCGAGCAGCGGCCGCAGCUCGCCGACGCAGUCGCGAGGUCAGCGUCACCGCAUGUUGAGGCCACGGAUCCUCAUCACGCCCAGCACGGAAGACCUCGCGGCACGGCGCAAACACGACGAAGAGAACGGCUGGGUCGACCUGGAGGCGAGCCCCUCGCAGAGCGACACUCUGCGCUUCCCAGUCCGGCGGCUCAAUCGAAAGCAAGCAUCCGUCGUCCGGCGAGUCUCGUCGGACGCCAGCUUCGCUUUGAAUCGCCAGCUUUUCGACAACCGUGGCCCUGUGGCGUCGACUCCACCCAAGGGCAAUCUCCCCGCGCGUGAUUUCAGCAUGGAUAGCCAACUAGACAGCUACGGUCACCGUCGUGAGCCAGAUCUGGACUCGCUGUCCAACGUUUCGAGCAUCGUGCCUUGGCAGGGUCGACGAUCGUUGCAGAGUGAACUGGUCGGGAUCGCAGAUGCCGAUCGCGACUUGUUCGCUUGGAAUGAAGAGCAGCUGGCCGGCCAAGUGGACAGAUCUCGUAACGACGACCACGUUGAUGGAGGACCUUUGCACCUCUCAGAUCUUAACAACCCCGAUCACCGACGCUUGCGGCCGCAAAGGAGCGCCAGCAGCUUGCGAGCGGCCAGCGAGCCUGAGUCGGACAUUGCCGAUCUCAAGUGGUCUGUCAGCAGCGGUGAGACAGUUGUGAGCAGGAGCAGGUGGGCGUCACCAGUCAAGCAUCAGCAGCUGCAGCGCAUUGCCGCUGCCCCUUACACCGAAGGCAUCGGCCAAAGCGGCGAAGAAGAAGAGACCUCGGCUCUGGUACACCUGGCCGAUGGCGACUGGCUCGAUCCCGAAGAGAGCAUCGUCUAUCGGGGCGGCCUUCGCGACCAGAAGGAGACGACCGGCGAGUCGUACGACGAGUUGGAGAGCGCCACGCGAAAGGCACCCCUGCACUGGGCCGACGACGACGACUUUGGGCGACCGAUCACCGAGAGCGAGGCAAGGAGGUUGGGCCUGAUGCCGAGGCAAGACUCGACGUUGGGCAACCGUAAAAGAAGCAUGCUCCUUGGAUGGGUGGGCGCCACCAAGACCAAGCCAAAGUCUGACAAAGGCAAGGCCAGGGAACAGCCCCGCCAGAUUGAGUCAAGCGAGGCUGUGGCUGAGCGAUUACAAACCCAGGCGCUGCUGAGGGAGAAGCGCGUGGCUGCACUCCAGGCUCGACUCGUCGCAGGUCAAUUGACGCCGGCAAAGGCCUACGCCAUGGGGCUUACUGACGAGGACGGCCGCCUCCUCGCUCCGUUCCCCUCGGGCAAGUCGUCCUUCGACGACUCGGUCGAGAGUGAGGCAACAGCGCGGGCACUGGCCAUGUCGAGUGUACGCUAUCGACGACGGACGCUGAGCAGGCCGGUCUCGCCUCAGGCUGUCAGGUCCAAGGAAAAGACAAAGGAAGGGGAAGGUGGCGCCUCUUCCUCGGACGAGGCCUUUGAGAUGCUCGACCUGGAUCCUGCCAGAAGAAAGAAGGGCAAGAGGGGGACCGACUACUACCCAGUCUCGUACUCUGCCCGAUACCGGCCUGCGGUGGUCAAGCAGAGGGUGCAGCAGGCGAGCGUCGAGGCGGUGACAUGGGCCAGCGCCUGGGCGACAUUCAGCCUCGUUAUGGUCUUUGCUUUCCUGGUCGCCUUUUCGAGGGGACCCAAGAAGAUUCUCAACACGAAGCCUGCCACACAAUAA
Messenger RNA from Acaromyces ingoldii, 3816 nucleotides. RefSeq lists its product as hypothetical. The coding region runs from base 1 to 3816 and encodes 1271 amino acids. Lineage: Eukaryota; Fungi; Basidiomycota; Exobasidiomycetes; Exobasidiales; Cryptobasidiaceae. The record is from RefSeq and is a predicted model, not a curated record. The transcript has 2 exons.